AUGGGAAGCUUGGAGAACUGGAGCUCCGACGAGGGCGACGGCCCCAGAGACAAAACUCCCCGGUCCCACAGACCCAGCCAUCAGUCGUCGCGGCGUAGCAUGAACCGCUCAGUGUCCAUCUUAUCCAACUUGUCCGAGAUGUCGGCGUCGGUCACCUUCGGCUCUCAAUGGUACCGAAACGACUCGGACAGGUAUGGCCACCGGUCGUCUGACCACCGGGCGCCGAGGACGAGGACUCCCUAUCGCGACAUUGACGACGACUGGUCUGACGAGCCUUAUGACGAGAGGGACCGCUCCGAGGGGGCCUCAGGCUCCGACAAUGACGAUAGCAAGCAGAAAGUCAAGCGGCGGCAAUCUACGAAUGUUGAUGUAGAUGCUGGUGCUGGAUCCAGCUCUUCGGCGUCAACUGGGAGUCGCCCUAUUGCCAUCCCUAGGUCGAGACAAAAUAGCGUUGCCUCUGCCAUCACGAUACCAGAAGCCCUAUCUGCAAGGGGCGAACGGCAAGGUGCAUAUUUCCCCUUUCACGAAGAUCCCAAAACUCGUGUACGACAUUCUCAUCCUUUCUACUACGACAUGAAGAAUCAGGAUAUUGCUUCGCCUUCGCUUGAGGAUGUGGAUACGGGUGCGGACGCAGAUGUGGAUAUGCCCAAGCCCAAGUCUCAAUAUGAGCUGUCCAGCUCCACACAAGACGAUUCAUACGGGUUCCUAAGCGACGAUGAAGACAGUGAGCCUUUCAUCUCUGCGUCGAUGGGCAAAUAUUACCCACAAGUCUACGAAAGGCGCCAGGCGUUGAAGAAGGGUAUUGCCCUGCCAGCUUUGCCAACAGCAAGCAGCAGCAAGCCCUCUGGUAGCAAGUCUACAGCUUCCAAAUCUCACAGGCGUCGACCAAGGCCUCGGACUCCCGUCAUUGUUCCCCGACUAGCAGCGACUACCACUGAAUCCAUCCCGCCCUUUCAGCUAGAGUCGGCGGAGUAG
Messenger RNA from Trichoderma asperellum CBS 433.97, 975 nucleotides. RefSeq lists its product as uncharacterized. The record is from RefSeq and is a predicted model, not a curated record. NCBI's taxonomy places the organism in Eukaryota, Fungi, Ascomycota, Sordariomycetes, Hypocreales, Hypocreaceae.